AUGGCAGAAACUAGGGCUAAGACCACUCAAGCCCUGGAAGAGCACAUGAAGAAACAGGACUUACAGCUUUUGGAAAUCUGUGAAUGGAGGAAGCAGAUGGAGGAAAAGUUGAGCAACUGGGGAAGUUUACUUGAAGUAAAGGUGGAUAAACAGGCGAAUCACUCUCAGAUGAUGUUGGCUCAACUGAACGAAUUAUUGCAGUUGAUGAAUGAACAGAAGAAUGAGAAAAUGGAGACUCCAUUGAUUGGUAAGGCUCAUAUAGCUUCUUCAGCAGGUAUUUUACCAACUCCUGGAAAAGUGCCUAAGAUAAAUUUAGAAGAAGAAGAAUCAUCUGGAAAAGCCUUUGAAAUUUCUAUUGUUCAAGAGCAAACGUUGGAAUUUGCUUUGAAAGCUAAAACAGGUGUGGCUAGUAGCAAUAAGCUGUUUCAGCCCCAAGUAAGAAGUCCUCAUGUGAUGAGGAACACAGCUGUGAAAGGAACAGGAAGCGAAGGUUUCAAAAGGUUGUCACCUCAGGAGAUUCAAUACAGAAGGAACAACCAAUUAUGCUGGAAAUAUGGGGACAAAUGGGGACCUGGUCAUGUAUACAAGAUCAAACAGCUUAAUGUUAUUGUGGCUGAAGAUGAUGAGGAUUUGGGAGACCUUAAUAUAAUUGAGGAAGGAGUUACUGAUGCUGGCAACGUUGUGGUUAUUCCUGAGGAUCACAUUCAAACAAUUACUCAGAUGGAUGAAUGUUGGGCAGUAGAAGAUGAAGACCGCAAGAUAAUUGUGAUUAUUGGAUUCAUUAAUCAGGUUUUGAUUAAAAUCCUGAUAGAUACUGGAGCUUCGAGAAGCUUCAUCAAUGAUCAGUUGGUCAGGAAAAUGAGAUUUCCAACAAGAACCAUGAGACCAUUUAUGGUCACUGUUGCUGGUGGGUAUAAAAUCAGGAAUGAUCAACUUUGUCUAGGGGCUAUUUGGUCUAUCCAACAAUAUGAUUUCCGGUUUGAUCUCAAAGUGAUUGAUUUGGGAGAAUGGGACAUCAUACUAGGAACUGACGGCUAUCAAGGUUUAGUCCCAUAA
Molecule: messenger RNA, 1056 nt
Organism: Oldenlandia corymbosa var. corymbosa
Lineage: Eukaryota; Viridiplantae; Streptophyta; Magnoliopsida; Gentianales; Rubiaceae
Source: the annotation of a GenBank genome assembly